Epinephelus moara (kelp grouper) is the source of this 7813-nucleotide messenger RNA. RefSeq names its product TBC1 domain family, member 13 (gene tbc1d13). Gene Ontology annotation, biological process: intracellular protein transport; activation of GTPase activity. Lineage: Eukaryota; Metazoa; Chordata; Actinopteri; Perciformes; Serranidae. The record is from RefSeq and is a predicted model, not a curated record. Gene Ontology annotation, molecular function: GTPase activator activity. The transcript is spliced from 12 exons. Bases 95 to 1297 code for a protein of 400 amino acids.
UGUGAAGACGGAAGUGAUAGGAGGACUUCCCCCUGGCCAUUAAUUCAUUCCUUUUUGGAAACACUUAAAGGAAUACACCGCCGCCUGCCCAGACAUGUCUACCGCAUACAAAAACAGAAUACAGGAAUUCAAAGUAACCUUGAGUGAAGAAAACAUAAACUUGAAGACUCUGAGAGAGCUGUGCUUCAAUGGAAUCCCAUUUGAAGGAGGUAUACGAGCUCUUUGCUGGAAAAUCCUUCUCAAUUAUCUUCCUCUUGAUCAGACAUUAUGGGAAUCUUUCCUCAAAAAGCAGAGGGAGGUGUACUCCCAGUUCCUGAAGGAGAUGAUCAUCCAGCCCGGUAUUGCCAAAGCCAACUUGGGCCUUUCCAGAGAAGAUGUUACUAUGGAGGAUCAUCCUCUAAAUCCGAACCCAGACAGCAGGUGGAAUACCUACUUCAAAGAUAAUGAAAUUCUGCUACAAAUCGACAAGGAUGUAAGGCGGCUGUACCCAGACAUGGCAUUCUUCCAGCGUCCCACAGAAUACCCCUGUCAGCUUAUCUUGGACCCUCAGAAUGACUAUGAGACGUUGCGUCGGCGAGUCGAACAAACCACCCUGAAAGCACAAACUGUCAACCGCAACCGCAGUGGAGUCACCAAUGUCAGCUCCCCUGGAAAGGCGUUGAACCUGUAUCCAUCUAAUGAAUAUGAGGUACUGCCCAAUGGGAGUGAGGCACACUGGGAAGUGGUGGAGCGGAUCCUCUUCAUCUAUGCCAAACUCAACCCUGGGAUUGCCUACGUACAGGGCAUGAAUGAGAUUGUUGGGCCAAUUUACUACACCUUUGCCACGGACCCCAACAGCCAGUGGAAAGAGCAUGCUGAAGCAGAUACAUUCUUCUGUUUCACCAACCUGAUGUCAGAGAACAGAGACAACUUCAUCAAGAGCCUUGACGACUCUCAGUGCGGCAUCACCUACAAGAUGGAGAGUGUGUACUCCAUGCUCAAAGACAAAGACCUGGAGCUCUAUCUCAAGCUGGAAGAACAGAACAUCAAACCGCAGUAUUUCACAUUCCGGUGGCUGACCUUGUUGUUAUCUCAGGAGUUCCUCCUGCCAGAUGUCAUCCGCAUCUGGGACACCCUGUUUUCUGACCAGGACAGAUUCCACUUCCUCAUCCUGGUCUGCUGCGCCAUGCUCAUACUCAUCCGGGACAACUUACUGGCAGGAGACUUUACAGUGAAUAUGAGAUUACUGCAGGAUUACCCUAUCUCAGAUGUUCACACCAUCCUGACCAAGGCCAAAGACCUUCAGGAUAACUCCUAACCUGUUCCCUCUUUUCCCUCCUGCCUUUUCUGCUCAGAUAUGGUAGGUGAAAGUAUAAACAUUACAAAAUCAUUGUCAUGUCAAACAUGUAUCGUGGAACUGAUCAAUGAAGAGCUCGGACAGAUGCGUUGGGAAAAGCCAGCAUACUGCUUUUCAACUCGACGCCUGAUGAUUGGUCAGUGGGGACUGCCAUGAAACCUUUGAGGACAAGCUGAAACUAUUUCUUGGAGUGCAGAGGGGAUGCCUCUCCCUUCUUGAUGCAUUCUGGGAAAAGGCUAUCUUGGUCCUCCUCCUCUCACAGCCAUCUCUCCCAUGGAGACUUCUUGUGCUCAGAUAAUGAUGAUUGCACUGAGAGAGAGGGAGCCACAUUAGUCCUACACUACACCUCUUAGUUUGUCAUGAAAAUUUAAAUGUUUAACAACAGAGCCAAGAAUUCCCACUGCAACCACGGAUGUUGUCAGAUCGAGCAAAUGUUUCAUUGGGUAAUGCAAUAGUGCAUGUUUUGGUCUUUAAGGGUUUUCUUUUUUUAUUUUUAGAAGUUGAACGUUUUUAAUGUAAGAAACAUGUAUGCCUUAUCUGUUUAUUAAUAUGUGAAGCAGGAGACAGUAUUCCUGGGUACAUUUUCUGUCUGGAUAAAAUAAAUCUGAAGUGAGGGGCCUGACCUAUUGAAUACUUUACUAGUAACCUUUUGAAAAUCAUUAUUUCUUUAGCAUCAUGUCUCAGCAAUGCAUUUAGUCCCAUUGGAAAUGUAAUGUGAUGAAUUUUCCUUUGUUCUGUCAUUACUUUGACACAACAGAGUACUGUUGAAAGAACCAUCAGAGGGAGUUGUGGUGCUUUUCACACUGAACAUUAUUGACCGAGCUUCUUCUCCAACCUGGGUUUACAUGUAUCUCUGUAGUAACUUCAUUAUAGUACUUCAUAUCACAGUGAAUGAGUCAUUGCGAUUGGCCAGAGGGUGUGCAUGCAGAGGUGGGACCAAGUCAUUGUUUUGCAAGUCACAAGUAAGUCCCAAGUCCUAAACUUUGCAUCCUAAACAAGUCAUAAUGUGCUCCUCACCAAAUGGUAAUACCAUUUUAACAACUGAGUAAUAACAUAUUAAAUCUACAAAAAUCAUGAAUGCAUUUAAAAAUUUGUGUUUAAUUGGGUAACAAGUUUGUUGGAAGUUGUUGGAUAAUUUUUGACCUGUACAUUUUGUAUGCUGAAGUUUGUUUUUUGUUGUGCACCGUGUAGCUUUUGUUUACGAAUGAAAUUAUCGUUAGUAUCAUUUUUCGCAACUGAUGGUCAGUAACAUAACGUGAGUUAUUGAUUGUUCUCAUCUGCAACUUCAUUGGAUGCUAUGGAAUUGGUUCAAACAAAAGAGAUCUGGAGCAUUAUGUGUCGGCUUGCUUGAAAUUAAUUGUGUUAACAUUAGUUGAUUUAGGAAAUGAAGGGAAAUGGGUGGCACAUUUUUAAGUAACAUACUUUUUAAUCUUUGGGCUUGGGGGAAGGUAUCAAGUAUUUUCAACUCAAAAGGCUGAAGUCUAAAUUAGUCAUGAGUCAUUGGUGUUAAAGUCAAUAGUGUCUAAAUAAGAGCUUGUGUCAUACGGAUACAGCUGUUCCUCAGAAAAAUUGAUGAAGUGAUCCAUACAGUACUUUCAUGGAUACUUUUAUGUUACGAUGUUACAGAAAAUGAGCCGAAUAAAGUUGUCACUCAUCAUGUGAUAGCAAUGUGCUUUUGUACACUGUGACAAGAGCAUGUGAAUGAAGUGUUAAGUUAUUAAAUUUUACCUAUGGAGCAGCUAAAAUUUAGCUAGGAAGCUUGCUAAUUCCAUUAUGCUUUUAUGUUAUUGUUACAGUGAUUACAGAAAAUGAACCAAACACGGUUGUCACUCAUCAAAUGAUAGCAGUGUGCUUUCCUAUGCUGUGACAAGAGUGUGUGAAUGAAGCAUUAAGUCAUUAAUUUUUUUACUUAUGUAACAGCUGGAAGUUAGCUAUCUUGCUUGCUAAUUCAAACAAAGUUGAUAUGGAGAAUUAGGUGUCGACUUGCUUGAAAUGAAUAGCAUUAACGUUAGUUGAUUCAGGAAAUGAAGGGAAAUUAAUAAAUUGGUGGUCCACUUUAUAACAUGACAUACUUUUUAAAGGAGCUAUAUGUAAGAAAUCUAAAGCAAAUAGUCGUAAAAUCCUCCUAAUAUGUCACAGAGACUAAGGAAUAAUGUUCAUAUAACAUACUGAUCGCAUUUAAAAAAAUAUUUUACGGUCCGCAAAUCAUGUUUAUGUUUUGAAUUUGUGUUCUGGCCUGUUGCGCCACCCACCGUCGUCUACCAGUCACGCAGUCAGUAGAGUCUCAGCAUCAGUUACAGUUACGACUGAGCUACAGCAGCACGGCAAGCAGCAUUAGCAGUGUCCCGGUACAUAGCAUUAGCAGCCGGCUCCUCCUCAGCUGUAUCCCGGCAGCAGCGUUAGCAGCAGAGAAGCCGGACUUGCUCGAACGGUCCGCUGGAAAACCGAAGAUCAAGGACGCGGCGACGCGGCCCUGCCACGGCAGCCGCCCGUGGGCAAACAAAUCAGUCUCCAGCGUGCCGCUGUCCAGCAACCUCGAAUCUGUAGGGGAGGGGGGGCGGACACGACUCGCGGCAGUAUUUUGAAUUUGAGUGCAGUAACCGUUUUGGCCACAUUCUUACAUACAGCGCCUUUAAUCUUUGGCCUCGGGGGAAGGUAUUGAGUAUUUUUUCAUGUCAAAAGGCUCAAGACUAGUUGAAGUCACAAGUCAUUGGUGUUUAAGUCUAAGUGGAGUUGCAAGUCUUUUUUUAUUUUCAAAUCAAAUCUGAAGUUAUCACAUUUUUUACUGAAGUCUGACUAGUCAUGGGACUCAAGUCCACACCUCUGAAUGCGUGGCAAAGCAGCAUCAUCUAGUCAUAAGUGAAUUCAUAGUUGGAAGGCAGCUGGUUUUUGCUGUUACUAGCCGACAGUAAUAAAGCUAAGUACUGAAAUGUUCCAAUAUUAGUGCAGUGCAAUACAGUACCGAUACAUUAGCAGAUGAGUUCAGGAGAUACCACAGUUAAACUUUGUUGUUAAUUUGAGAAAUAUAACCACAUUUUUCUACAGUUACAAAGAAGCCAAAAUGAGAAAUUGUGCCUAAAAAAAUAGUCUUGAAUUUGAUUUAAAUUGGAAUUGUGUGAUAGGAGAAUAAAUAAAAAAAGAUUUUGACCAGACAUUCAGUGCCCACAACUGACAUCUGACAUCUGUUACAUUUCAGUCGGUAACAGAAAAAGAGUAGGGAUGCACAACAAUAUUGGCACAUCAUUGGUAUCGGCCAUUAUCAACUUUAAAAUCAACUAUCAGAAUGAAUAUUACAUACAUUGAAAAGCAUUCUAUUUCAUCUCUCCCAUCUGUUGGUGAGCCAUCACGAUAAGAGUAUGCAUGCAUAAUGUGAUGGUAUUUCCACUACAGAGGAGACUUGAUUAUCACUGAAGUUAGGUGGGGGAAAAAGUAGAUAUAUGGUUUCGGUAUCAGUUAUCCGCCAAAUUAAUUGCUACACAUCGGCAUAUCGUAUAUUGGCAAGAAGUCCAAUAUCGUGCAUCCCUUAAAAAAGAGAGAUUUGAUUGCCAGCCCACAGCUAGUCUGUUGAAAGAAAGUAAUUACUUGGGUAUCGAAGGCUAACCUAUGUUCAAAUAACUGCACAACAGAGCAGCCAUGUGGAUUUCGAUAAUUUGAUACUCAUUUGGUGUUGUGGUAGCUACAAACAGCUUAGAUAAGCUAUAAACUGCUAGUUAAUUUUAGAUAAGCUACAAACAGCUAGCUAACUUUACGUCAGGUACAAACAGCCAGCAUUACUUUGGAUAUUUUGUUUACGAGUAGGAAAAAUGAAUGUUGGCUGAAGCAGCUGGCAUGCACAAGAACUAGAAAAUGUUCUAGUAUGCUUACUUUAGCAAAACGCACACAACUGAGAAAUACCAGUCUUAUAUUGAGGUUUAUGGGUUCAGGUGCUGUAAUGGUGAACUGUCUUAUUGCUUAUAUUACAGUUAAACCAGAAGCAUUUGAUAGAACAGAGAUGAAAUGGAUGUAAGAAAUAAUAUUACGUGCUUAAAAGCCUCUCAACUUGAUGAUUAGUAUAAAACUCAGACUCUGUUCUCUUUCCCUUUUUAUCUGUGAUCUUAUGUAGCUAAAACUCAAUAGUGGAAUGACAAGCAAGCUGAAAUAGCUUGACUGAACAACAUGCAGAUGUUAUUCUAAACAUCUGUUUCGCAAUGGAAACAGGCCUGCAGUUGGUUGUCUUUUUUAAGGAAAUGAAAGCCUCAGUCAAUAGCUAAGCUAGUUCAGGGUUAAUGAUGCAGGUAAACCUUUGGUCAAGGGUAUUAACUGGAGCUGCGAUGUUUGAGGGUGACCGCAUAUGGUGCUAGACAUAAAGGGAUGGUGUCCGACUGACAGAACUUUUUGGGUACGCUCGAAUGGAUGGCAGCCAGUAUGCAAUAGAAGGUUUAUAAAUAUAAAGUUUUAGCCUUCUAUUUAAGAUGUUUUUAAUAAUUGCAGGAUUGUAAUUCUCACUUACAUCUUUAUUUUAUGUAUAAAAUAUAUUCAGAUUCAAGGCUGACUGCGGAUGCUUCAGUGAAACGAAUCAAUCGUCCUCAAUGAAUUAUGAUAGUGUGCCAGCUAUUGAGCCUUUCGGCAGGUGCAGACCAUAUUUUUCAGUGCAUGUGUUGUGCCCCAUUGAUAUGACAUGAUUUGACACCAUGACUUCUCCCCUAUCAACUUGCCUUUGAUUAAGCCUGAUAAUGUUCAGUGUGAACACCAGCACAGCUUCACAGCUUUGAUCCCCAUGUCUGUUAUUAUUUGAACUUGUGUUGUGUGCACAUACUAUAUGAUCUAUGUGGCACACAGGUCAUGGCUUGAUUAAUCAUAUGAAUGUAAAUGUGUAUCUGCAAACUGAAAUCUGCCAUUUUUGUAAUCAGUCACAAGCUUGUUACAUGUUAACAAUGUUUAUCAGUGGGCAAGAAGUCAUCUCAGAAAGCUGUUUAAGAGCUCUAAUAUGUUAAUGAUACUAGGGUUUAUGAAUUCAUUUAUUUCAUACUCAAAUGAAGGCAGUUUAUGUAGAUCGGUGAUGAAAUGCUCCCCCACAUUAUUACGAACAAAGAUCAAUUUUUUUGCUGAAGAGGUCAUUGCAGCUCACUUAGUGUCAUCUCAUCUUGUACAAAGUGCAGGAUUUUCAAAAAUGAGCCUUCAUGCCCAAAAUGUCAACUGACACCAUUCUAGGGCAACUGAAGUAUUUCUGUAAUCUGUCACUUUUAAUAAUCUUUAUAGACGUGGAUGGGCCAUUAAUAACUCUUUUCCUUGUCUGCUUUUUCUGCUACGGAAGAUGAAAUCAAAUCUUACUUGACCAUCCUAAUCACAGCACACUAUUAAAAUGUAGUCUUUAAUAUUGUUGAGUUGUGUGUGUGGAAGCUGUUUUCUUUUAACAAACAGUAUGGAACAAUACAGUGCUUUUAAUUUUGUGAGAAGAGGCUGCUCAAAGGACACAUAUAUUUGUGUCAGAAGUGCUCUUACAUUAGAAUUGAAAAGGAUAUUCUUCUAAACGGUGUUUAAAUUAAAUUUAAAAAAAAAAAAAAGAAACUUCUAAAAAUAGAUCAGAAUUGGUUUGAUUCUCUGUUGUCAAAAUCAUUGGUUCUCUUGUCGAAUACUGGAUAGCACUGGACUCAUUUGUCUGAGAUGUUAAGAAAAUGUAAUCACUAUUUGCUUUUGAAUCUAAAACCAGUAAAUUGAUGUGCAUUUGGUCACUGUUCUAGCAGCACCUGGAAGCCUGUUGUGUUGAAGGGACUGCUUUUAUUACAAAAUGGAAUUGAAUUUUAUCCACCAGACUUUUAUCCAUCUCAGAUUAAAUUUACUUAAAGGAUGAAUCAGCAAUUAAUAAUCCAGCCAUGUUAAUAUUCAGUCCAGUGGUGACAGCACCUCACACUAAUUUUGUACUCACUAAUUGAGUGAAAUAAACAAAUGACAUCAGAUGGCUCUAGCCAUAAUAAGUCUGGCAAUAUUCUGUUUAAUAUUAUAUAUAUUAUAUAUAUUUAAUAUUCUGGUUUUCUUAUCGUCAAAGAAAAUCUCAAAAUCAACAAUGUUAGUCCAUCUUUCUGACUUCCCUACUCUUCCACAUUUGGUACGCCAGUGAGCAUUUAAUGGGGAUACUCAAGGACUUGAUUCAGACAUAAGUAUUCAUUUAAUGUACAGAGUAAUUGCCGCCCAGCCUCCCUCGUGGGAACCUGACUUUUCUAUUUAUUUUUUAUUACAUAAAAUGGGUAAAAUCCACUGUUGCAGGAGUGUGAGCUCCAUGUUUGUCACUGCUGCUGUGUUAGCUGGUGCUAACUGGGCAGAUGCUGAGCUGACCAGGAGGAGAGCAGCUCGGAAAACAGUCCUUCAGCACUGCGUCUAACCUAUGUAACAGCAGCAACAGAAAGUUUCCUGACUUUUUUUUUUAAAUGAUAACUUUAUAUUUAUGAAAUAUUAGACUAAUUGAAACCUGGUUGUUCAAUAAACAAUUUUCAAAUUGCA